This is a messenger RNA of Bombyx mori (domestic silkworm), 1615 nucleotides long. It is a transcript of the gene PGRP-S5, whose product is annotated as peptidoglycan recognition protein S6. Gene Ontology annotation, molecular function: zinc ion binding; peptidoglycan binding; N-acetylmuramoyl-L-alanine amidase activity. Lineage: Eukaryota; Metazoa; Arthropoda; Insecta; Lepidoptera; Bombycidae. The transcript is spliced from 8 exons. Gene Ontology annotation, biological process: peptidoglycan catabolic process; innate immune response. Bases 133 to 1440 code for a protein of 435 amino acids. The record is from RefSeq and is a predicted model, not a curated record.
UCGAUCUCGGGAAAGUACCUCGGUAAUGAUUCUCACUUGAGUUCAUUCGAGUAUUGCGCCUUAGUAUUUUGAUAUAAAUAGCGGACAGCAAAUUGUUUUUUUCAUUAUUUACAGUUGAGUAUUACAGUAAUCAUGUUUCUGUCAUUUUGUAUUUUCAUAGUUUUUUGUGCUUACACUUCGAGCCAUCCUCGGCUUAUCGAAAAAGAUCAUCUAUCCGUGGAUUUCCCGGUUUGCUCACGCGACUGCUGGGGCGCUGUUCCUUCAAAAGACACAAGACCUCUGAACAAGCCAGUGCCCUACGUCAUUAUACAUCACACCGCUAUUCCGACUGUAUGCAACACCACAACCCGAUGUAUGAGAGAUAUGCGAAGCAUGCAGAAAUACCACAAUUCCUUAGGCUGGGGUGACAUUGGAUACCAUUUCUGCGUAGGCGGCGAUGGGGUGGCGUACGAAGGCCGCGGGUGGAACGUCAUAGGUAUUCAUGCUGGACCAGCCAAUAAAUUGAGCAUCGGCAUUUGCCUGAUUGGAGAUUGGAGAGUCGAGACACCUUCAGCUGAGCAGUUGGCUACGACAAAAAAGCUUCUGUCCACGGGAGUGGAAAUGGGAGCUAUUAGCUCCGAUUACAAGCUAAUAGGACACAAUCAGGCUAUGACGACAGAAUGUCCGGGAGGAGCGCUGCUGGAAGAGGUUUCAACCUGGGAUAAUUAUCAUCCUGGACACGUUAAUUUUAGAGAACUAAAUAAACAGACAAAAUUUUAUUUUUGUCUCGACUGUUCAACAACUUCGACGAAAAUGAUCGCAUUAUUAAUUUUAUUUGGCAUUAUAAGUUCCUCUAUCGGAUACCCUUCAGUUGAUAAAGCGGAUCCAUCGACAAACGACGUCACCACUUACGAUUUUCGUUAUGUGACGAGGGCAGAGUGGCAAGCAAAAACGCCAGUCCAGACGACACCUUUAAAAACUCCCGUGCCGUAUGUCGUGAUCCACCACACGUACAUCCCGGGCGCCUGUCACACUAGAGAACAGUGCAGUAGCGCCAUGAGGGGCAUGCAGAAUUAUAGUAUGAUAGAUAAUAACUGGUGGGACAUCGGGUACAAUUUCGCAGUGGGAGGCGACGGUGUAUAUGAAGGCCGAGGAUGGACCGAUCGAGGGGCACAUUCGCUACAUUUCAAUAAUAUCAGUAUUGGAAUAUCUUUUAUUGGAGACUACCGAUUCACAGUUCCAUCGGUGGAACAAAUCGCAGCUGCUAAAUCGCUGAUUGCGACCGGAGUGGAACUCGGCUUCGUGAAACCGGCCCACAAGAUUAUCGGACACAGGCAGGUCAGGAGGACCGCCUGCCCCGGAGACGCUUUGUAUGAGCUCAUCAAAACUUGGGACAAGUAUUCACCUUUCCCGGGUUCCAUUGACGAUCUAGAUAACGUAGAGGAACUGAAGAAAUACUGAUUAAUAAUGACGUUAUUAAUCAUUUAAUUUCGCUUACAGGGAAAAAUUUAGAAUUUUAUGUUGAAAAAAAUAACUUAAAAUGUUUUCUCGUUAUAUAAAACAUCACUCUCGGUCAUUAUUAAUUUUCCUGCGAGCUUAGUUUAAUUUUUAAUUCAAAUAAAAACUAUUUCGAAUA